AUGGCCUCUGAUGCUCCUGCCGACCCGUGGUCGGCGCCUGACAACGACCCUUGGAACACCAGUGCGUGGACCGGUGAAGGGGCUCACAGUGUGCGCCCUGGUGAUGUGUAUGAGCCCAAUGCAGAAGCGAGUGUGCAAGAGCAGACCGAAGCUGGACCUCAGUCUAGUGGGAACCAAGAGCCCGGGGGAGGCGCCGACGCGCCUGCAGUGGAUUCUUGGCGUGGGUCAGACUGGGCCCAGCGACGUGUUGACAACAGCAGCGAUGGAAGUUCUGGUGAUGCGACUACUACGGGCGAUCGCCGGGCUUCCGACGGAUCCUGGAAGUCCUGGACUACGUGGCAGUCCUGGCCCCAGCAGUGGCACGGAGGACGGUGGGGAGAUCACUGGGGAAACGACCGUAGCGGAUGGUACCGAUACUACUGGAGCGACGGCGACCCUACUUCGUGGCCUACCAAUACCUCCGGGACUGCCCCAACGAGCUUCGCGACUGAUCCGUCUUCUACGACAUGGAAUUCUGGCGGCCCCGGGACUACAAGUACCCCCGGGACACCUCCUACGGCGACUGCGCCCCUUCCUUCUUCUACCCGUUCCGGGAGUUUGUCUACAGCGACUGAGAGGACUGCGGGAGAACCUGCAGUGCAAGGCGGGAUGAAGGGCCCCACCGAGAAGUUGUUGAUCCCUACAUUUAGCGGGGACUGCGAAGGUGGCAAUGAACUUGGGACGUCGGCUCGGAGCUACCUUCGGCAAAUAGCCGCGUGGGAGAAGAUGACGAAGCUCUCCGCGGGGCAGAAAGCUUUGGUUCUAUAUCAGAACCUGCAAGGCUCAGCAUGGGUGAAUGCAGAGUCUUUGUGCGUGGAGGACUUGGCAAGCGACUCUGGCGUGACCUACCUCAAGGAUUGGAUUCGGCAGCACUACUUGGACGUGGAGGUGACUCAGGUGGGUCGCUCAUUGAGCGACCUGUUCAGAAAGCUGGUCACAGAAUGCGGCUGCACCCUCCCAGAUGUGGCGAAUGCUUGGCUCUUCGUGGAUCGGGCCAAUCUUGAUGAGACCACUGAGGUGUCCCUUCUCGCCUCAGUGGGUAACAAGUACGCCCUUCGGGAACUACAACAGGCUGCGAUAGUGCUCGACAGGUCUAUCCGCAAGCCCUGGGAGAAGGGGACUCGUGGAGAUGCUCCUGGCAACCGGCGCUUCAACUCCGUGAACCUCGCUGCCGACGGCGUCUUCGACGAAGAUGAUGAGGGCGAGGAGGACGCGAUGCUCGAGGACCAGGUCGGGCAGGACACCGGCGAGCUCUACAUCUCCUACAUGACGGCCAAGGCUAAGUACAGAGAUGCUGCAAGGUCGAGGGGAGGCGGCGGAAAGAAGUUCGACACCCAAGCUGUGAAGAAGGCCGCCGAAGCCAAGAUCCUCCUGGCUAAGUCCAAAAGUCAUUGCGCUUCCUGUGGCAAGAAAGGGCACUGGCAUCGGGAUCCUGUGUGUCCUAACUACGAGGCCAACACCGCUGCCGCGAACAAGGCCCAGACCGUGCACGUGACCAACGAGAUCUACGAGCUCACCGCGUGCGGGGACAGCAGUGACCUUUAUGCCAUCCUGGACUCAGCCUGCUCAAAGACCGUUGUGGGCACCGGAUGGCUCGAGCGGUACCUUGCCAGCAUCAAGGAGAAAGGCUUCGAGUGCGAGUUUGUGUACGAGCGUGAGUGCUUCAAGUUCGGAGCGGCGAACCGCAUCUAUGAGUCGACCUAUGCGGCGGUGAUCAUGAUGAAUGUGCUGGGCAAGUGGCUUGGAGUGAAAGCCGCCGUGAUACAUGGAGACCUGCCACUCCUGAUGUCGCGACCGGCUCUUGGGCACCUCGGCUUAGUGCUCGACCUUGGGCUUGGCAAGGCCCACUUCCGGAAGCUCGGCGAAGGCGAGCUCACUUUGCUCGAGACCUCGAGCGGGCACCCGGCCAUCUGCAUCGACUACGGCAAUCCUGACAAGCCCGACGUUUCGCAACUUCCCAAAAGCUGGGAGCCGCACGGCAAGCGCCUCCUCCUGACCCUUUCGCUGCGCGGCAUGGACAGCGGCGCCCCUCCGAUUGCGGUAUGGAAGAUGACGAAGGUCCAGCUGCUAGCCGAAGCCAACCGCCGGGGUCUAGCAGUCAAUUCGAAGUGGACGUGCCCGGAACUCAGGACGGUCCUCACCAACGACUCGGACUACCACCGCGGCCCGUCGGAAGUUCCCAAGGGCCUCAGCUCGAUGACGAUCGCGGAGCUUCGCCAGGAAGCGGACAACCUGAAGAUCCCACUCGGUGCGAAGGAGACCAAGGGAAGCCUCAUGCUGAAGAUCAGGGACACGACGGCCCCCGACUCGACGGUGAUGACGAUAGGAAGGUUCCGCGGCAGCAGCUACAUGGACAUCCCCGAGAACUACGGAGCGUGGGCCUCGGAGGAAGAGCGGAAGAACGGGAACAACAUGUCCCCGGACCUGAAGCGGUUCGUCACCUGGCGGCGACACCGGCGAGCUCAAGGGUCGAGGGCCACUGCAUCGAGCCGCGGCUACCGGGACCCAGAGAUGGACGCGAUGGUGCCACCACCCCCUCUGAGCGAGACCGGGUCUUCGGUGUGGGGCGUGGUCGAGGAUCCAAGCGGGUCGUUGACGAACUGGCGGCCCAUUCCGCCCUCGAGCUCGAGGGGACUUCACGAUUGGCGACCGGAGGCUCCAGCGAACCCCGUGACACCGUUCACCAAGGCGAAGGCGACCAGGCGCGAGAGAUCACCAGAAGGGAAGGCCCGCAUGGAGCAGGACGUGGACCCCGAGACGCUGGAGGAGAUCCGCACACUGGAGGCGAGGCUGGCGGCUCUCAAGGAGGCAUUUCUCUCUCGGGGGGCCCUCACCAAGCUUGGUGAGGAUGUCACCGGGGCACGACACCACAACGAACACCCUGGCGAACUGGCCGCCACCCAGGCCCUACGUGAAGGCGACUUUUCCUUUGAGCGCACUGCGGAGAUCCUCGACCUCUACGACUUCAAAGGGUGCCCUAUGCGAAGGCCCAACAUCCACGAGGCGCCGGACGGGACCAGGGUUGCGAUCGGGUACUACGCGUACGGCGCCUUCAAGGGGGUUUGCAAGCAGACAACAAGGUGGGCGAACUUGACGCUCUACUUGAACCGUCUCCUUCGGGAACACACAGGAGGUGAUGGAGGAAAUGAGCGCCGCACCUAUUGGAGCGCCAUCACGGUGCUUCGUGACUGCCCGGCAGCCAUGCACACCGACAAGAACAACCUGAAGGGCUCCCCCAACUUUGUCGUGAGCUUCGGAGGAGGACCUGGGGGUGGACUGUGGGUCGAGAGCCCAGGCGGAGGCAUAUGGAGGAGAGACCAUGCCGGGAACGACAUCGAGGGCGAGAUCGUGGACACCGACCGGCAGGUGUGCGAAUUCGACCCCCGCGCACGGCAUGCCUCCGAACCUUCCGCCGGAGGACGCUGGACCAUCGCAGCGUACACGCCGAGGACCUUCCCCGACGCCAACAAGACCGAGAAGAAGGUGCUCAGGAACCUUGGUUUCCCGUUGCCCACGGCUAGCGACAUCCGGGAGACCCGCAUCGACCAUGCCAAGUGGAACGAAGUACCCAAGGUUCCGGGGUCAUCCCAGUCCGUCGUGAAACCCCGUCGCAGCCAGCGACGUGCCAUGUGGAAGACUGCCGCCUUCUUGAGCGUGAUGUUCAAUGCGGUGCUGGCCUCCAUGAACGGGGCGGCGUGCGAGGCGGUACCAGUUGGGACCGCACCCGCGGUGUCGCUACUUGAGGUUGGAGGCUUGAGUGCAACCUGCCGAGUGGCAGAAUACGGAGGCGAUCACAUCAAAGUCGUUGAGCCUAUCCUCCCGGACGACCUGAACUACGACGACCACCCUGAGGAUGCUCCGUUUGGGAUCGUCGAGACGGCGGUGAUCCGUCACCGUCCCGGGCAGCUUUGGAUGCACGUGAUCCCCAACUGGAAGUACCCGGACGUCUACAAUGAUGUGGUCGACGCAGUGGGACGACAACUACGCGAAGGAGGAGCUGUGAUCUUCGAGAAGAACAUCGAUGAUGACGAGGUGUGGGAGUCCCUCACCGGUGGAUGGAGCGACCAAGGCUACUUCACCCAGACCGACUUCGACGAGGACGGCAACGAGCUGCUGCGCGUGUUCUACGACGCGGAGUUUCCCCGCAUCAACGAGGUCCUCGCCGGGGAGAUUGCCGACGAGGAGGAAAUCGGCGAGGGCGAGCCCGAUGGAGCACCGGGCGAAGUCGAACGAGAUCAAGAUGAAGGAGGCGAGCGGGGAGCCAAGGCCAUCACAUUCCCCGCUUCUGUUCCGGGAAAGAUUGCGAGCAGUCUUCGCCGCCUCCACCAGAACUUGGGGCACCCUAGUGCCAUCGACUUCUGCCGCCACCUACGACUCGCAGGUGCGACUCGGGAAGUGCUGAAGGCCGCCAAGAGCCUGAACUGCGAAGUGUGUCGCAGAGCAAAGGCCCCUGCGAUCGCCAAGCCUGCUAAGGUUGCCCCGUGUCUGCGGUUCAACCAGAUGAUCGGUGCCGAUAUCUUCUACGUCCACGACUCCGGCGGCGAUCGCCACCAACUACUGUCCCUGGUCGACUUCUCCUCCUCAUAUCACGUUGUUGUGAAGAUUGCCCGCAAGGACACGGCCACCUUAGAAAAGGCGUACUGUGAACAUUGGUUGAACGUGUUUGGGGCACCAGACGUGAUCGCGGUGGACUUGGAGAACGGGCUCGAAAAGGCUCUGGCCCGGGUUGGAGAUUGGACCGGCGCACGGCUGCGUAAUGCCGCGGGACAGGCUCACUACCAGGCCGGUUACACAGAGCGACAAGGAGGCAUAUGGAAGGCAACUUUUGCCAAACUCUGUGACGAGCUCUCCGUCGGCAAGGCCGACAUUGAAGUGGCCAUUGGUGCUGUUUCCAGCGCGAAGAAUAAGUUGGCCAAGGUCAGUGGAUACAGCCCGGCUCAACACGUGUUCGGCUACAUCGCGAACGACCCCGACGACCUCCUUAACGGACCCCAUGCUGGAGAUCCCGGAGAUGACCCUAUUAUCGACGACCGCCAUGCUCGUGAAGUGGCCGUCCGGCACUCCGCGAGGGCCGCCUACUACCAUGUCCAGUCUGACGAGCGAGUACGGAGAGCCCUGGCGGGACGCAGCAGGGUGACCGCGAGACCUCCUGAGUGCGGGGAGCGAGUUUUCUACUAUCGCAAGACCAAGAACAACAAGCGUGGAGUGUGGAUGGGUCCUGGGACCGUGAUCGGGUAUGAAGGGGUGAACGCCUGGGUCACCCGUGGUGGGCGCUGCAUUUUGUGCUCCCCAGAGCACAUCAGGCUUGCGACUCCGGAAGAACUUGGUCAAGCCUUUAGCCUACGAGCCGCCCGCGACGACCUGGACCGCCUCCUCAACCUCGACGAUGAGGAGCAAGCCUUUGAGGAGGAUGUCGAGGGUGGAGUGGGCUACAUCGACCCCGGCGACGAGGAAAUGGAGGAACCCGACCUCCCGAUGGCUGAAGUGGAGCACGGCGAGCCCGACCCACCUCUACAAGGAGUACGUCGUGGAGCGGACCACCCGGGCCCGGUGGUGUUCAAGCGACAACGACGAAAGGGAAGACAAGGUGACGCGCAUGGUGUCCUCAUGAUGAAGCGAGCUCGCACGAAGCGGUCUCGAGAAAAGGCCCUCGAGAAGGAGAUCCCCUGGGAGCUCAUCCCGGAGGACAUCCGCCCCAGGUUUCGUGCUGCCGAAGGAGUUCAGUGGGCCGAACACGUCGACAACCAGGCGAUCAAGGUGCUGAGCGUUGCCGAGUUUGCCUACAAAGACAAGCACAUGGGCCUUCGACGAGUCGACCCCACGGCUGAUUGGAAGCCAAAGUCGCGCCUGGUGAUUGCUGGGCACUUAGACCCAGACGCGGGGGACAGCAGCAUCCACACGGACUCCCCGACGGUGGCCCGAUCCUCGCUGCUGACCGUGCUACAGAUUUGCGCCACCAAUGGAUGGACUGCGGCAGCGGGCGAUGUGCAAGCCGCUUUUCUGCAAGGCGUGGAGCUCAAGAGGGAACUGUGGAUGUGGUUCGACCGCCUGUUCGGGGUGCUAACCAGCGAGGUGCUCGACUACGAAGGAAAGGAGUACCGCCUUGUGCCCAGCCCGCUGGACGCUUGCGUGCUUAUGAUGAAGGAGGUUGGCAAGGACUCCGAGCCCAUCGCCCUGCUCACCGUCCACGUUGACGACAUCCUCAUCGGAGCUCCGACGGGCGUCAACAGGUUCCUCCAGAAGGAGAUCAGUCGACUCUUUCCGGUCGACGACUGGAUCGAGGGGGCCUUCGAGUACACAGGGUCCUUCAUCAAUGUCGACGAUGAGGGGAUCACCGUGAACCAGGCAAACUUCGUGGAUGGAAGGCUCUUCACCGUGGAAGUGCCCAAGAACCAGGAUGGGAAGUCGCCCGCCGACGAGGAGCAGACCAUCGACAACAGGUCCUUGUUGGGGGCGCUCAGUUGGUUGAGCAGCCAGAGCCGUCCCGACCUGGCAUGUGGAGUGGCGAUGUCUCAGCAGCUCCAGCGCGCUCCUUCCACAGAAGACGUGCGCUUUGUGAACCGGCUCACCGCCAAGGCGAAGGAACACCGCGAGCACGGAGUAUACCUACGAAGGGUGGACGCGAACGACGCCGUGUUCAUCGCCUACCACGACGCUGGAUGGGCCAACGCCGACCUCGAGGAGGACGAGAGCGACUUCCGCCUGACCCCGCAAGAGGUGUCCGGCGGCACGAUUCGGGAGUUCUACGACGAGGACAGACCCAGGCGGCCCAAACGACCUGGGUCCAAGGUGGCGUCCCAAAUAGGACACCUCAUCAUGCUCUUUCCCUACAAGAUCCUCCACGGGGAGCACGCCCGCGGAAGUACGCUGGAGUGGCGCAGCCAGAGUUGCAAGCGAGUGUGCAGGUCGACCUUUGGGGCCGAGACCAUGGCAGCGGCUGAAGGACUGGAGGGAGCCCAGUACAUGAGGGCACUGUUCGGCACACUGCUCACUGGGCGCCUAAUGGGACAUGCUGAAGCUCGACGACGGUGGCCCAUCGUCUGCUUGUCUGAUUGCAAGUCCUUGUUUGAUUUCCUGCAUAAGGCUGGAGUACCGAAGGUGCCCACAGACCGAAGGUUAGCCAUAGACUUGGCAGCCCUCAGACAGGAGCUGCGACUUGAGAAGUGGUGCGAUCGUUUGCCUUUCCAGUGGAUACCCACUUCGAUCCAACUUGCCGAUCCGCUCACCAAGCCCAAACGGGUAGAAGGAUGGUGGGAAGCAUUAGCGAACGGAGUACAGUUACCGUUCAGGAAAGACCUUUUCCGAAAGGACGAGGAGAGUUUUAACCAGUGUAAACGUGAAGAUUCCGUUGCUUGCAGGCAGCAUCGCUGA
Messenger RNA from Symbiodinium sp. CCMP2592, 7410 nucleotides. The record is from the annotation of a GenBank genome assembly. Lineage: Eukaryota; Dinophyceae; Suessiales; Symbiodiniaceae.